AUGGCGGAUCCAGCAGGCUUGCAGCAGGAGCGAGUGGCUCUGACCGAGGUGUCUGACGACGACAAGGAGGUGUCCCUGGUAGCCGCAGCGGUCCAGCCCGCCACCGACAGCGAUGAAGACGACAUUUCAGAAGAAGUGGACCUGGUGCUGGCCACGGGCUCGGGCACCAAGAGUGAGGCGCAGGUAAACGGGGUCAUGGUGCUGACCCUGCUAGACAAGAUCAUCGGGGUGGUGGACCAGAUCCAGCUGACCCAGAACGGGCUGGAGGCCAGACAGCAGGACAUGGAGAAGUCUGUUUAUUGCAUCCAGGGAGAGCUGUCCAAGCUGUCCAAGAGCCACACUGACACGGCCAACACCGUCAACAAGAUGCUGGGCAAGGUGCGCAAGGUCAGCGUCAACGUGAAGACGGUCCGCACCAACCUGGAGAAGCAGGCUGGCCAGAUCAAGAAGCUGGAGAGCAACGAGAACGAGCUGCUCAAGAGACGGCACUUCAAGGUUCUCAUCUACCAGGAUGAGAAUAAGGCCGCUAAAGCCUCUCUAAAGUCAUCCAAGGUGGCAGAGAAUGUAGCUGAGGGCUGCUCUGUGGAAGGGGGGCUGGAGCAGAUCCCUGAGGAGGGGGGCGAGGCGGCGCUCACUGGCCUCAACUCAGACGAAGAGGUGGAGAUCGAGGAGAUCAUCGAAGAGUCCCGGGCGGAGAAGAUAAAACGCUCCAGCAAGGCGCGCGUGGACCACAUCAAGAAGGCCUUCUCCAAAGAGCAGAGGGAGAAGAGAGCGCAGAAGACCAAGGACAACCUGGAAAAGACCAAGCAGAAGACCAGGGAUAACCUGGAGAAGACCCGGCAGAAGACUCACGACAAGCUGGAGAAGACCAAGCAUAGCCUGGAAAAGAAGAUGGGCAAGCUGGGCAACAAGAUGACCCCUAACAUGGAGCGGAAGGAGAAGUUAAAGGGCUCCAAGGAGAUGUUGAAGAAGUCUCUGACCCCCGACCACACCGUCUACGCCCGCUCCAAGACGACCGUGUACCGCGUGCCGCCCUUCACCUUCCACGUGAAGAAGUUCCGGGAUGGAGACGUGGAAGUGGUGCACACAGAGGGCACAGAGAUGGUGGAGGUGGCCGAGAAUGAGGCCCUGCAGGCGGGAGAGGGAGACGUGGAGGUGGAGGAGCUGGUGAGAGUAGUAGACACCCCAGAGAUGGCUGCUGUCCUGGAGUUGGAUGAAGAGGAGGAGGAGCUGGUGAGAGUAGACACCCCAGAGAUGGCAGCUUUCCUGGAGGUGGCUGAGGACCAGGUGGCAGAGCAUCUGAUCAGGCUGGAGAGUAAGGUCCCUGUGGUGAAGACAAGCAUGAAGACAACCAGCAAAUAACUCUGUCUACAGGGCCCAGCAGGAUUGGAAGAAUGAUACAAUAGAGGGAUGAGGAGACAGAGGAGAAGAGAGAGGGGGAGAGUAAAGAAGAGGAGAGAAACAUACUACAUUUGGAUGACAGUGACACAGCAUGCAUGAUAAGGACUGUCGGGACAAUGUUCACAAUCUACUCAACUUAUAAUAAAAAUGAUAAUGACAUAAUAUGCCAUUUAGCAGAUGCUUUUAUCCAAAGCAACUUACAGUCAAAUGUGCCUACAUACAUCUUGUUUGAGAAAAAAAAAA
Messenger RNA from Salvelinus namaycush (lake trout), 1644 nucleotides. RefSeq names its product caveolae-associated protein 1-like. The transcript has 2 exons. Bases 1 to 1362 code for a protein of 453 amino acids. Gene Ontology annotation, cellular component: caveola; cytoplasm. The record is from RefSeq and is a predicted model, not a curated record. NCBI's taxonomy places the organism in Eukaryota, Metazoa, Chordata, Actinopteri, Salmoniformes, Salmonidae. Gene Ontology annotation, biological process: transcription initiation at RNA polymerase I promoter; termination of RNA polymerase I transcription. Gene Ontology annotation, molecular function: rRNA primary transcript binding.